Molecule: messenger RNA, 453 nt
Organism: Moesziomyces antarcticus
Lineage: Eukaryota; Fungi; Basidiomycota; Ustilaginomycetes; Ustilaginales; Ustilaginaceae
Exons: 2
Coding region: 1-453 (150 amino acids)
Source: RefSeq, a predicted model, not a curated record
AUGCCGUGUUCCUUAUUGUUGCAGGCUUCAAGCUUUCGUGCAUUUGAUGCUCGCCGCGACUAUAGCUGUCAUGCUGCUGGCGUAGCUCUACACGCUAGAUGCAGCACCGACACUCAGUACGUUCUCGCAAACCGCUCACAGGGGCCGAACGCUCUCAAUGACACGACUUCUGAGCUCUACGGUAUGACAUCGUAUUUGCUUGAAAGCAUUCAGUCUCAUGCCAACCGCAGUGAGCCGCUUGCAGCGUGCCGCCUGUCGGCCUCUAAAAUCCCUGAGACACUCGGUGCUUCGAGCCCCAUCUCGACCAGCCACACGGCCCGCCUCACACACGCAUCCGAACGCCCCAUCUCUCCACCUCUCGUCCUCUCGUCCUCUCGAUUCGGCAUCUGGUCCACUGCCCCUGCCAAGCCCGCAGGGCUCCGCGCUCUCCAGCCACCUCAUGGCGAUAUCUGA